Messenger RNA from Daldinia decipiens, 4047 nucleotides. RefSeq names its product P-loop containing nucleoside triphosphate hydrolase protein. The coding region runs from base 675 to 3878 and encodes 1067 amino acids. Gene Ontology annotation, molecular function: GTPase activity; ribosome binding; GTP binding. Gene Ontology annotation, biological process: cytosolic ribosome assembly. NCBI's taxonomy places the organism in Eukaryota, Fungi, Ascomycota, Sordariomycetes, Xylariales, Hypoxylaceae. Gene Ontology annotation, cellular component: cytosol; ribonucleoprotein complex. The transcript has 4 exons. The record is from RefSeq and is a predicted model, not a curated record.
CCUUGUUGUAUUGAAAAGAUCUGGAGAAGGAUUAACUGGAAAAAAAGAACCGAAGUUUUGGCGGAUUAGGGCUUCUCAAUGUGGCCCUUGCGCUUGGGCUUUGCCCCUCCUUUUGCACUUGCACUUGCAGAAUCAAAUUUUGGCGGGGCCGCGGGGCAGUUGAAUCUCUACGCUUAUCGAUAUUCUUUGCCCCGCUAUCAGCAAAGGAAGUCUUAGGAGGUACCUAGACGGCAAUUAGAAAUGCAAAGGGAAGCUAUGAAACGUCAUAGUAUAGAUAAACCGGCAUACCGGGCAGGAAGACGAAGCUUGGAUCUUAAAUUAUACAACUAUGAUUCAUAGUGACUACCUCGUUACAGAAACCCCACAACAAAAGCCACUAUAAGCUUAGAAUUGGUAGAAUUGGUAGAAUCCAGCCAGUCAGACUUGUGGAUACUUAAACGUUACUGCAACCAAAGAUAACUACCUAACCUAAGUCACUUCACCACCUAAACGAUAUAAAUACCUAGGUAGGUACCUAGGUACUUUUGUUGUUUCGUCAACCUCCCCGUCGGAGCUAUUUAUUUAGUUAUAACCAACUACCUGAGCUUAUUUUGAUGGUCUCCAGUACCGACUUCAUCUACUUCAUAUCUUCAUAUCUUCAUAUCUUCUCAUUUUGAAAACACAACACCGUCAACAUGCCCGUCGUCACUCCGGAGAAAUUAGCUGCUCUACAGCGACAUGCGGAUGAUAUAAGAAAUAUCUGUAUCCUAGCUCAUGUUGACCAUGGCAAGACGUCCUUAACAGACGCCCUCCUUGCUACAAAUGGCAUCAUUUCGCCAAAGCUUGCCGGCAAGAUCCGGUAUCUUGACUCACGACCCGAUGAGCAAAUCAGGGGUAUCACUAUGGAAUCUUCCGCUAUCUCCCUAUACUUCUCUAUGCUCCGAAGACCUGCUCCGGAUGCUACACCCGUACCUAAGGAAUACUUAAUCAACCUAAUAGACUCACCCGGACACAUUGAUUUCAGUAGCGAAGUGUCAACUGCAUCAAGAUUAUGCGAUGGUGCUGUUGUGCUGGUCGACGCUGUCGAGGGCGUUUGUAGUCAAACAGUCACAGUUCUCCGCCAGGCGUGGAUGGAGAAAUUAAAACCUCUUCUGGUUUUCAACAAGAUAGAUCGACUGGUUACCGAGUGGAAAAUGACUCCAGGUGAAGCUUACAUCCACCUUAGCAAGCUUCUAGAACAGGUGAAUGCCGUUUUAGGAAGUUUCUUCCAGGGAGAACGUAUGGAGGAGGAUCUGAACUGGCGAGAACGAAUAGACGAGAAAGUUGCCGCAGUUGCUGCAAGAGAGGUGAAACUCGGAGAUAUCGAGAGCGAAACGGGCGAUCUACAAUUCGAGGAACGAGACGACGAAGAACUAUAUUUCGCCCCUGAGAAGAAUAACGUCAUAUUUAGCAGCGCCAUUGAUGGCUGGGCCUUUACCGUGCGACAAUUCGCCAGCUUAUACGAGAAGAAGCUCGGCAUUAAGCGAAGUAUUAUGGAAAAGGUGUUAUGGGGCGAUUUCUACUUAGAUCCGAAGACUAAGAAGGUUCUUGGCCGAAAACAUCUGAAGGGCCGUAAUUUAAAGCCUAUGUUUGUCCAGCUUGUGCUCGAGCAAGUUUGGGCCGUAUAUCAAGCAACUACUGGUGGAGAUCAUGGAAAGGGCGAUCCGGCUCUGCUCGAGAAGAUAACAAAAUCGUUAAAUAUCACAAUAGCGCCGCAUAUUGCCAGGUCGCGAGAUCCCAGACUACUACUUACAACGGUUUUUUCAUCAUGGCUACCACUAUCAACAGCUCUUUUAGUGUCUGUCGUCGAGUCUCUGCCGUCUCCAAAAGUGGCCCAGGCUGAACGUUUGCCCGAGUUGUUAGAAUACUCUCCCGGGUCAUCUCACAUCGAUCCACCGGUUAAGGAUGCGAUGGUGAAUUUCAAAACGUCAAAGUCAGACCCCAUGGUUGCAUACGUUAGCAAGAUGGUUUCUAUACCCGAAAGCGAACUUCCGGAGAAUAAGAGGCGGACUAAUCAGCUCAGCGCCGAGGAAGCCAGGGAACUGGCCAGGAAAAAACGGGCGGAAUUCGCUCGUGCUCAGGCGGCAGAAAGCAACGGAGUGGAUUCCCUUAGCACGGCUCUCGAUAGUGCGAAUUUAGAUGACUUCGUACCCGAAGAGGAGAAAAAGAUCGACCCAGAGCAUUUGAUAGGGUUUGCACGGAUAUAUUCAGGUACUCUAUCUGUCGGAGACUCACUUUACGUCCUGCCACCAAAGUUCUCCCCCGCAAAUCCCCACGCGGCCCCUGAGCCUCAGAAGGUGACUGUAACGGCUCUAUACAUGCUCAUGGGCCGCAACUUGGAAUCGCUUGAUUCCGUCCCGGCUGGUGUCGUUUUCGGCAUUGCCGGCCUCGACGGUCAUAUCUUAAAAUCGGGAACACUAUGUAGCCAAUUGGAAGGUUCCGUCAAUUUAGCGGGUGUCAACAUGGCGGGAAAACCUAUCGUGCGAGUUGCCCUUGAACCGGUUAAUCCAGCCGAUCUGGAUAAGAUGAUCGAGGGUCUCAAGCUGCUUGUGAAGAGCGAUCCGUGUGCAGAGUACGAGCAAUUCGAAAGCGGCGAACAUGUUCUGCUUACGGCUGGUGAACUACAUCUGGAAAGGUGUCUGACGGAUCUGAAGGAGAGAUUUGCAAGGUGCGAUAUUCAGGCCGGUACGCCUAUCGUACCGUAUAGAGAGACGAUUGUGCGCGCGGAGGAAAUGAGACCACCAGCAAAUAAGGAAUUGGGACGCGGCGUUGUUAUUGGCGUCACGAACUCGAAACAGGUCAGCAUCACAAUUCGAGUACGGCCAUUACCCGAAAACGUUACCGAGUUCCUCCUCAAAAACCCAGGCGCUAUCAAGCGUCUCUACUCAGAACGAAAUGCGCUAGAGGAACCCGAACAAGAGAAUGGAAUCGACGGAGAACAGAAAAUCGAGGAUGAUGAUGAUGAUCUACUCGAAGGCAAAAGCAUAUCUCUCGACGAGCUGAAAAAGCAACUACAGGCGAAUUUGGAGAGUGGCAAAGGACGUGAGGGGUGGAAAGGUGUCGUCGACAAGAUAACAGCUUUCGGACCGAAGCGAACGGGUCCAAAUCUACUCAUCGACGCAACUAAAGAUAGCUAUUUCCCCAAGGUGUUCGCUCCGGAGAAGCAAGCGGAUGACAGCAGCCCAAAGGCAGACGAGACACUCAAGGCUGCACAUCUAUGUGACAAGGUUACAUAUGCGUUCCAACUGGCCAUGAACCAAGGUCCGUUAUGUAACGAGCCUGUACAAGGUGUAGCUGUCAUAAUUGAAGACGUGACUGUCGCGCCAGCGGAUGAGGAGGCAUCUGCACGGGAUCGUCUUGGCCGGCUUACAGGCGAGGUCAUCAAGAUGGUCCAGCAGUCUAUUCGCCAGGGCUUCUUGGAUUGGUCUCCACGCCUAAUGCUCGCUAUGUAUUCAUGCGAGAUCCAGGCAAGCACUGAGGUCCUUGGACGCGUAUACGAUGUCAUUACGCGGCGCCGCGGCCGCGUUCUCUCAGAACAGAUGAAAGAAGGCACGCCGUUCUUCACCAUCCAAUCAACGAUCCCCGUGGCGGAAUCAUUCGGGUUCGCGGAGGAGAUGCGCAAGCGCACGUCGGGUGCCGCGCAGCCGCAACUCAUCUUCCAAGGGUUCGACAUUCUGGUUGAUGAGGACCCGUUCUGGCAGCCCUUCACCGAAGAUGACCUCGAGGAUCUAGGUGAGCUUGCCGAUAAGGAAAACGUUGCGAAGAGAUAUAUGGACGGCGUAAGGAGGAGGAAGGGUCUGCUAGUUGAGGGUAAAGGCCAGAGGGUUGCGGCUGAGAAGCAGAAGACUCUGAAGAGGUAAAGGUGCUAAAUGGCCUAACCUAGGUAGUGAAUGAGUUUUGAUUAGUUAAGGUAUGGGUGCUGGAUAGGGAGGAUGUUCGGAGUCAAGUGAUGCGUAAAAUUCAUAAUGCGAUAAUUUAGGAGGAAUACGUCCUGCGUUGUCGUCAAAUAAAUUUUGUGUGCGCCUUGUA